This is a messenger RNA of Ramularia collo-cygni, 756 nucleotides long. RefSeq lists its product as uncharacterized. The transcript has a single exon. Gene Ontology annotation, cellular component: cytoplasm. The record is from RefSeq and is a predicted model, not a curated record. Bases 1 to 756 code for a protein of 251 amino acids. Gene Ontology annotation, biological process: protein depalmitoylation. NCBI's taxonomy places the organism in Eukaryota, Fungi, Ascomycota, Dothideomycetes, Mycosphaerellales, Mycosphaerellaceae. Gene Ontology annotation, molecular function: carboxylic ester hydrolase activity; palmitoyl-(protein) hydrolase activity.
AUGUCCGCAGAUUUCUCCAACCACCCAGAUUCAAUCCAGAAGCCCGCGACUGAGCCAGCCAAGGAUAUCAAGAACUCGGCGGUGUUCAUCUUCAACCAUGGACUGGCAGACAGCGCAGCGGCCAUUGAAAACAUUGCAGAUCAAUUUCAGCAAGGCAACAAGCUUCCCUACAUGUCCUGGGUUCUUCCCAAUGCCAAACGCAAUCCUGUUACCCUGGAUACAGCCUGGUUCACUCCACAUGGACUCCCCAGUCACGAACCGUCACGUCCAGAGCUGGUGCCCGAGGAAGACGAAGAAGGGAUGAUCGAGUCUUCCAAGUAUCUGGAGUCCUUGAUCGACGCUGCUGUGGCUGCUGGAACGCCUGUCAAUCGUAUUGUGCUGGGAGGCUUUAGUCAAGGAGGCGCGAUGAGCUUACUCACACACAUGAGGUCUUCCAAGUAUAGUGGGAAGUUGGCCGGAAUCGCUGCUUUGCUGACCUGGCUCCCGCUUGUUGACGGAAAGAAACGACUCCAAGAGAUUCGCACAGAAGCCGGUCUGGACACGGCGCCAACAACGCCCAUCUUUCUAGCUCGAGGCACCAAGGACGAAUUCGUACCGAAGCGCGCAUGGUUCUAUUCUUUGGAAGCACUACUCGAGAUUGGUGUCCCGGCAGAGGCGUUGGAGAUUAAUGAGUAUCGCAUCGGGCAUACCGUGAAUGGCCCUUUGAUAAGGGAUCUGUGCGCUUGGCUGGAGAAAGUGGUGCCCGCUCUCGAAUGA